AUGCCACCAAAGAGGGGAGGAGUAGCAAAGUCAAAGGCGGUGUCUAAGAAAGCCGCGGCGGUGCCGACGCCCAAGGCUACUCCCCCGGGAAGAAGGAAGUCGCGCGCCAGCAGUGUUCAGCCCGGCGACCCCGUCCCCCAGGGUAAGAAGAGGCGUUACAGGCCCGGCACGCUUGCGCUCAAGGAGAUCCGCAACUACCAAAGGACGACAGAUCUCUUGGUUGCUAAGCUUCCCUUUGCGCGAUUGGUCCGCGAAAUAGCCAUGCAAUUCCGCCCCAUGGACGAGGAAAUGCGCUGGCAGUCGCAAGCCAUCCUGGCCCUGCAAGAGGCCGCCGAGGCCUUUCUCGUCCACCUGUUCGAGGACACCAACCUGUGCGCCAUCCACGCCAAGCGCGUCACCAUCAUGCAGAAGGACAUUCAGCUGGCUCGCCGGAUACGCGGCGUGUGGGGAGGUGCUGGAUGGGUAUGAGUGUGAUUAGCGCAUGGCGGUGCGGCUGAUGCAGCAACAGCAGCGGUAGCGGAAGCAGAAGCGCAGUCGAAAGUUGUUGCUACUACUACUACUUAUUACUACUGUAAUGGACCAUAAGGUUUAGCCUGGCAUGGUCUGGCUAUGCU
Messenger RNA from Neurospora tetrasperma FGSC 2508, 614 nucleotides. RefSeq lists its product as uncharacterized. Gene Ontology annotation, cellular component: nucleosome. The coding region runs from base 1 to 468 and encodes 155 amino acids. The transcript has 3 exons. The record is from RefSeq and is a predicted model, not a curated record. Gene Ontology annotation, molecular function: structural constituent of chromatin; DNA binding; protein heterodimerization activity. Lineage: Eukaryota; Fungi; Ascomycota; Sordariomycetes; Sordariales; Sordariaceae.